This is a messenger RNA of Gongylonema pulchrum, 300 nucleotides long. Lineage: Eukaryota; Metazoa; Nematoda; Chromadorea; Rhabditida; Gongylonematidae. The record is from the annotation of a GenBank genome assembly.
GUAGUGCUCGUUGAAAAUGAAGAAACAGCCGCGGUUGAAGGUUAUGGCGUGUUCAGAAGAGAUCGCAUCCUAGCACUCUAUGCAGACAGUACCGAGAAAGCGCAUGCCCUUAUGCAGAAAAUACUUCGAAGUUUGAAAAAUGACAAGAUAACAUUAUGCACGGUGCACGAGUGUUGGAGUAUUGAAGAGAAGCAAAGUACUGUAUGCAAGCGAAUCCAUCGUCGCCACACACGCACCGUACCUGGAGGUAUCAAAUGGGAUCGUGUGUAUGUUGUAAAUGUCGGCUUGAACUUGAUCUAA